Molecule: messenger RNA, 825 nt
Organism: Pseudomyrmex gracilis
Lineage: Eukaryota; Metazoa; Arthropoda; Insecta; Hymenoptera; Formicidae
Exons: 4
Coding region: 347-682 (111 amino acids)
Source: RefSeq, a predicted model, not a curated record
UGAAUCGCUGUUAUUUAUUUAGGUUAUAUUUUAAUAAGUGCUGUGAGCUCCAAAGUAGAUAGUUGUAUAAAUAGUGAGCUGUGUAAAGAAUGGCAAAGAAACGCCAAAAUAAUUUUGUUAUAGAAGAGGAAAAGCUUCUCAUUUCUUUAGUUCAACAUCACAAACAUAUAAUUGAGUCGAAAAAAACAGGAAACACAAGUUGGACCGACAAAAAAGUAGCAUGGAAAUCAAUUGAAAAGCAAUUUAAUAGCCAAAGUCAGAGAAAUGUUUACAGAAGUGCGGAAAAUUUAAAAGAAAAAUACAAUAAUCUAAAAAAAAAACAAAAAAGAAAUACAGUGAGGAUAAAAUGAAUAUUUUGAAGACAGAAGAUGGUUCUUAUGUUUCCCCUGAGUUAAAUGAAGUAGAUAAAGCCAUCUAUGACAUAAUUGGGCCUCAAAUAGAUGGGUUAAAAAACAAACCUAACCUAACCUAUGAUGAUGACCAAGAUAAUGUCUUGAAUUGUUCAAGCAGUGGUACUGAAGAAGUACAAAAUAGAAAAAAAGAUAUUUUGAUUAUGGAUAUUGUUUUACCUUCUGUUACAUCUCAAAAUGAAGAAAUCCAAAAUCUAAACAAGAAUAUUGAAACAAAUGAUGAAAUGAUUAUUGAAAGUCUUAUAGAUGAUAAUAGUUUGCCUAGAAAUUAAGAAAUAAUCGAGGAAAAUUGUAAUGAAGAUAACACCUGGAGCAUUUACACAAAAAAAUCUAAAAAGACCAAUAUCUGAACAAUUAAAAGUUAAAAAAAAAGCAACAAGUAUGUUUGUUAAAUUUUCCACAAAUAACUUUACAA